CAGGAGCUAAAGAGUGACUUCAUUGAGUAACAGGCAGGUUAUUUGUAUCCAUUUAAAUAAGUGAUCUGGCCUUUGUUUCUUUCAGAGUCUAGAAACGGUGAGAUGGCUGAGCCUGAAGUAAAUGAGAUCAUAACAGCCAGUAUGUUGGAAGAGGAAAGGCAACUGGAGAAAGAAGGACAGGAGGAGGAGAGAAAGCUGAUGCAGCAGGCCAAAAUGUUCUGGGAAAAGGACUCGCGUGAAAUGCGUUAUAAGCGAUUACAACACUUACUGGAGAAGAGUAACAUCUAUUCGAAGUUCUUGUUGACAAAGAUGGAGCAACAGCAGCUGGAGGAGCAGCAAAGAAAAGCAAAACUCGAAAAAAAGAGAAAACUAUUGGCUUCAACUCAAGUGGUGAAAGGGGACAACCAGCCAAUACAAGAAACUGAAACAGGUGACCUGAAAGUAACUUGCACAUUGUUGUGUUUUCUCUUCAGGCCUGUACUGGAUGUAUUUAUCCCACAAGAUAAGGAAGUUCACCUGAAAUUGCAGAAUGUAUUGAUGCUCCUCAGAAAGUGUUGUAACCAUCCUUACUUAAUUGAAUACCCACUGGACCCCAAAACCCAGGAGUUUAAGAUAGAUGAAGAGUUGGUGAAAAGCUCAGGAAAAUUCCUCAUUUUGGACCGAAUGCUGCCAGAACUCAGGAGAAGAGGGCACAAGAUAAACAAUUUCAACAGCGAUCCUGAAGUUUUCAUCUUUUUACUGAGCACUCGAGCUGGGGGUUUGGGCAUUAACCUGACGGCAGCAGACACUGUCGUUAUAUACGAUAGUGACUGGAAUCCUCAGGCAGAUCUUCAGGCUCAGGAUCGUUGCCAUCGAAUUGGUCAGACUAAGCCGGUUGUAGUUUAUCGCCUGGUAACAGCUAAUACCAUCGAUGAGAAGAUUGUGGAGAAAGCUACGGCGAAAAGGCGACUUGAAAAGAUGGUUAUACAUAAAAAUAAGUUCAAAGGGGGCAAGUCAGGAUUGAACCAGUCCAGGAGCUGUCUAGAUUCUACAGAGCUGAUGGAAUUGCUGAAGUCUCGGGAUCAUGAAAGAGUGGUGAAGGGCUCCACUGACCAAGUGAUAAGUGAUGGUGAGCUUCAGAUCUUGAUGGACCGCAGUGAUCUUGGCAAACAAAGGAAAUUGGGAAUCAAAACACAGACAGACAAAGUUUUCAAAGUACUUGAUAGUGAUGACCCGAAUUCAGGAAUCCAACUGUGUGGGCUGUGAGAGAUGGCUGGAGACAUCUCCUUAUUCAAGUGUUAGUUGCAGUUCCCUUGCCUGCUCUCCCCAGCAGGGAAUAGUUUGAAAGAAAGUCACUCCUGGAGUGCAGACUUAGGGUUAGUCUGCAGCUUUAAGGUUGUUGAUCUUACUUGUGUCCUGCUGUUAAGUGUUUUUUUAAAGUGGGACUUCUUUUGAAAGUGGUUUUUUUUAUUUUGCACAGUGGAUACAUGCAGAUGAUUUUUUUGUUUUGUUUGACUUAAUGCUGCCUGGAUUCUAAAUGAUGAGCUUAAUUUCAGACGUUUAACCACUGGGCAAGUGGAAUAGGCAAAUAAAUAGUGUUUUUUUUUUACUCUUUUGCUUUUUUACUUAUUCAGUUUAGUUUUCACUCCUGUUGUGCUCUUACCCUCUCUAAGAUAUUGCACAUUUAUGAUCUCAGCUGUUCAAGAGAAGCAGGAAGUUGACAGCAUGCAGUUGGCCAGGAAUGCCAGACUGCCUUACUAUUGUAAGUAAUGCCAGGCAUUUGGUUGUAGGCACCUGAUUCAAAAUUCAGUCUGGCAGUAUUCCACUGGAUGUUUUUAAAUUCUCAUGGUUUUCUGUCACCAUCAGAAGACAAUUUCUGGCACCAUUGUUUUAACCUUUGUUUUUAAAUAAAUCAGCACUGAGGUUAUGUCACUAGAUCUUGCUGUUGCCUCUCAGUCUGACAGAUGAUGAGAGAUUUCUCUCCCCCUUUUUUUUUGAGUUUUUGUAUCAAAUAUACUGAUGGUGAAAUUCAUUAAAAUUGUUAGACAGCAGUCAGGUUUCUUUAUCGCAACCCAGGUUAAUCAAUACCGUAUGAGGUUACGGGUUGCCAAUGUAACGAGCUCAUUUCCACAAGAACUCUAGCACCAUUUUAGUUAGAAUGUCAGGAGAGCAGAGCUGAAGUGGGAAUCUGACCAAGCACUGUUCAGGCCACCUGCUUUUUCACUUGCAAUAUGCAAUCACUUCUUUGAAUCUAGGACUGAGAGGAGGCCUGGCAUUGAAUGUUACCUCCAGUGACACGUAAGAUCCUAAAAACCUGGCUGCUGGGAACAGUGUGGAUUUUCUUCCCUUUGCAUUAAUGCUUUUGGCAGCAGCAGUGUGAGAUGAGCAGAAGGAAUGGCUGGGUAAUUUUAAUUAUGAUGUACGCCAACUAAGAAAUGCAACCCUUGAGAUUUUAGUUUCCUCGAGCAAGAGUCAUGCUGCUGUUUCUUUUUAAAACCAUUUGGGUUUGGAUAUUUGCACACAAGGAUUAAACCAGGGCCUACAGAAAGUAAGUAUCAGGUGAUGAAAGUUUGUAGGACCUGUAUUCUGCAGCUUUAAAUACAGCUUAGUCAAGACUUUCUGUAAACAGCUGCUUAGAGCACUACAAAUAGGAGACUGAUUCCUGCUUGUAAAGAAGACCAGAAUUCCUCAGCAUUGUCAAGAGCAUGGACCUUCUCCUUGCCGCAAACUUCAAUGCCUGAUGUAUGCGGAAUGCUGAUGUACAAACUGUAAAAAAAAAUCAAAAAAAAGGUUUUUUUUAUUAGAAAUAAAAUUUUCAAGUUUGUCAUGG
Messenger RNA from Rhincodon typus (whale shark), 2809 nucleotides. RefSeq names its product helicase, lymphoid specific (gene hells). Lineage: Eukaryota; Metazoa; Chordata; Chondrichthyes; Orectolobiformes; Rhincodontidae. The coding region runs from base 103 to 1245 and encodes 380 amino acids. Gene Ontology annotation, cellular component: nucleus; pericentric heterochromatin. The transcript is spliced from 11 exons. Gene Ontology annotation, molecular function: chromatin binding. Gene Ontology annotation, biological process: negative regulation of gene expression via chromosomal CpG island methylation; DNA methylation-dependent constitutive heterochromatin formation; lymphocyte proliferation. The record is from RefSeq and is a predicted model, not a curated record.